AUGGCCCGACUAGGGAAGACCAUAUAUUCCUCGUCUGUCUUCGCAGCCAUAGGCAGGGUGUUGUCUAUACCUUUUAUGAACACGACAAUUUCGGCCCGUGCAAUGCCUGCAGCCCCCCACUUCGUCCUAUACAAUGAUAAGUGGGUCUCCGGUGAGAUUGGUCCACCGGACGUCAGUAUCAUCUCAAAUGCAGGAAUUUCUCUUAUCGUAUCCGCUUUCGGCUCCACGGAUGUCCCUACGACCGACGGGUAUGACCCUACGAUUCUCGCUAAUAGUCUACCGGACUAUGGAUUGGAAUAUGAUCUCGACGGUGUCAACGUCGAUUAUGAAGAUAUAUACGCCAUGGAUGCCGAGAAUGGAUCAGCAGAAAUUUGGUUGACCACUUUCACAAUAGCCCCUUCGUGCAAGACUUCUGCAAGGUAUGUUUCCGCACGAUACACCAGUGGUACUUAUUUGACGGUCCAUCAGAAUGUUGGAUCGUUAAUCGAUUGGUUCUACAAUCAGGGGACAGCCGAGUACGCAACGUGUUAUGGCCUCCUUACAGUAUCAUCUCCAAUGCAGCCAAAUACUGGGCUCUUCCAGAUUGCAGCAACAGGAAUACCUCUAGACAAAUUGGUGAUCGGCAAGCUAGCCACAAAUGUAGAUGCGAAUAAUGAUUAUAUGGAUCCCUCCUCACUUGCCCAGUGUGUGGGCGACGCCGCUCAACAAGGAUGGAGUGCGUUCAUAUCUUAUGUGCUUGUCAGCAGGGACUCACCGUAUAAAAUUACAAACGCUGGUAUCAUGGUGUACCAGUUUCCUGACGCCGUAUCGACCUGAAUUACAGCAGUUUUCGCGCUUGCAUUCCCAUAUUAAAAAGGGCCUGUGACUACUUACUGUCUCAGUGUAUAUGGCUCUGCAGAAAUAUCAAAGCAAUACAUGGCUCGACUGGUGCCUGACAGCGUGUUGCAAUGGUGGAGAUAGCCUGCAAGGUUACGGUGGUACUCAACAGCUUAAUCUUUCGCGGAUGGAAAGGCAUACACGGUAACAACUGCCACAUGUGGUGCAGGGUGAGCUGAUAGCAAUACGGUGGAAUGGGCAAGGCGGCAAUAAGGGAGCGUUUCAUAUAGAAUCAUGACGAGUUGCACAUAACUGCCACCAGACGGUUACUAGUGGGACUUGUCCAAUGACAGUUGCUUAUGUUGGGUCUCCG
Suillus fuscotomentosus is the source of this 1189-nucleotide messenger RNA. Its product is annotated as glycoside hydrolase family 18 protein. The coding region runs from base 1 to 816 and encodes 271 amino acids. NCBI's taxonomy places the organism in Eukaryota, Fungi, Basidiomycota, Agaricomycetes, Boletales, Suillaceae. The transcript has 8 exons. The record is from RefSeq and is a predicted model, not a curated record.